CUGCUCUGUGCCCUGAAGCCAGGAUGGCUGAGAGUGUGACAUACGCUGACCUGCGGUUCUCCAAGGUGCCCCUGGGAAGGAGUGUGAACCCCUGGGCGCAGGGGACAGCCCCCCCGGCCCCGGGCGAGGCUGACGGGAGCUACGAGAACCUGCAUCUGGAUGCAGUGGGCGCGGGGCCGGCCGGGAGCAGGGCCCAGCAGUGGAGAGAUCCUCGGUGGAGCGCACGGCCCCUGCCCCUGGUCCUGCUGGCAGCCUGCCUGGCCCUGCUGGCCACCACCAUUGCCCUGGGGGUCUGCUACUGGCAGCAGGGGCAGCGCCUGCAGGAGGUGUCCCAUGCCCACGCGGCCGAGAGCCACAGCCUGUGGCAGCAGGUGGGCACCCAGGAGCAGCGUCUGGGGCAGGCGGGUGAGGCGCUGGUGCAGGCCCAGGAGGAGCUGGCACGGACCCGAGCGGAGCUGGCGCAGGCAUGGCAGGAGGGGAACCGCAGCCAGGAGGAGCUGCAGGAGACCAGGACGGUGCUGCGGAAGACCCGAGUGGACAUGGAGCGGGUGCAGGAGCGGGCCAGGGACCUGCAGCAGCAGCUGGAUGAGAGUAAAAGAGCUUUGGCCAGCGCACGGCCCUGCCAGGUCACAGACUGCUGCCCGGAGACCUGGGUGCUGCACCGUGGGAAGUGCCUGUUCCUCUCCAAGGAAAAGAAGAACUGGGAGGACAGCAAAGAGUGGUGUAAACAGGAAUCUGCACAGCUCCUUGUGCUCCAGGACCAGGACCAGACCAAGAUGCCGAGCUUCCUCACCAACACGGACGUCUCGUACUGGAUCGGGCUUCAGCGAAACAGCAAUGAAAGGUUCAAAUGGACUUGGGUCGAUGGGACUCCAUGGACUUGGGUCGAUGGGACCCUGUACACAGAUUCCAGGUGGUGGGAGUUCAGGUGGAAGUACAACUGUGGAGCAAUGAAAGGGGGAAGCGUGGUGGCCGUAGAUUGCUUUUCCGAUGAUGCCAAGCUCCCUGCAGUCUGCGAGAAGCUGGCCCGUGAGCCCGGCAUGCCCCCAGAGCCGUUUCUAUUCCCCCACUGAGGAAUGAAGGAGACGGGUCUCUUGGCCUGAGGCCAGGACACUUCUCCACAUCCCACUUGCACCCUGGAGCCAGGACUGCACAGAGGGCUCUGGGUGAGGGCCGACCAGGGCUGAGCAGAGCGCUGCCAGCCUCUCCCAUCCCUGACCUAACGCUGCUGCUGAUGCGGCCCAGGACGGUGUUUGCUUUUUCUGCAGCUCCUCGCAUAGCAGAUGUGCUGGGCCCAUGAUGCACCAAAGCCCCACGUCCUUCUCCGUAGCACCGUCCACAGCCACAAAUCUCCCCUUCUGCCCCUGUGUUCACAAUGCUUCUUCCCAAGGACAGUGCUGUGCAUUGGUCAGCAUUGGACUACAUCCUGUCGGCUCCAGUCCAGCUUUCCAGUGUGUUGAGAUCCUUAAUGCACACGUUGAACAUCACCAGGCCCAGGACAGACCCCUGUGGAGCUCUGCUCAAAGCCUCCUGCCGUCCUGGCGUGGACCCGGUCAGAAUUACCGACCCUUUUGCUGGCGGCGAUGGAGCCAGUUGUCUGCCCAUCAUAAAGCAGCUUUGAGCAGCCCACGUUUCUCCACUUUGUUUCUGAGGUGGUCAUGUGGGCUCUUGUCCAAAGCCUUGCUGAAGUUCAGACAUUCGAAACCCAUAGCAGGCCCUGCGUCCAUCCCUGCAGCUACUCUGUUGUAGCAGGAGGUCAAGCUUGUUGGACACAACUUGUUUAUAGUAAACCCACGCUGGCUGCUAGUGACUGGCCUCCCCACCUCCACAGGCUUGCAAAUGGCUUUCCUUAGCAUCUGCUCCAGCAUCUGCCUGGGGAUCGAGGGGAGGGCAACGGGUCUAAAAUUGCCCAGGUCCCCUCUUGUCUUUUCCAGACAGGCCCCAUGCUGUCUAGGAAGGGGCUUGGUGGGACGAUCUCUCAUUGUGGAUGGAGUACAUGGUUGGGAGAGAGACCAGGUGAGCUUUUGGGUCCAAAGGGCCCUUCCUGUGGGCUGCAGUCAUAGCAAAUGCAGCCACAGCUCAAUUCUGAAGACAACAGAGACCAGAUAAAGUACAAGCCACGUGGCAUGUGGGGUGUUUCCUGCUUCCCCACUGCGACAACGCUCAUGUCCUCAUGCUCAGCUGGGUGCCAGCACCGUGCCCCAGCCCGCUGGACUUCACGGCUCCUUGUCAUCUCCGUGAUUCCUGCUAAUCUCUUCACUCCACCGGUGCUAACGAACCUCUCUUCUUUCUAAUGUUCUUAAAAUCCCACCAACCAAACUGUCCGUUGUCCUGCCAUGCUGCUGUCUUCUCUGUGCUCCUAGUCCUGAAGCUCCUAUUUCACAGACCUGCAGACUGUUUUUAACUCAUUCCAGGGAUGUUCUAGUUGUUUUUGCUCCAGUCUUACAUUGAAUAAUUCAGUGCUAGCCUAUGCAUAUUGGUAAAGCUUUUCAUUUAUUUUUAGCUGGAGAAAAAUCUAUGUUAUGCUAGAUGUGAAGAUGCACCUCACCUUCUGCAAGCCUGCUUUUCAAAAUAUUAGAUCCACCCAGGAAUGUACUUAUGCAUCAGAGAAACAUACUGUGGUCCCUCCCUCCCCUGCCCCCAGGGAUUAUUCCCUGUUCACACAUGAAAAAUGUCCCCAGAGGAGCCAUGUCACCUGAAACAGCACCAGACAAGGCACACACGACCACAGCCAUGCACGCCUGCCCACAACACAGUGGUGUUAGCACCUGCCCGCAGGCAGGAGCCCCUUUUAUUGCCUUCCUGGAACCCAGGUGCUUGGACGGUGGGAGUCAGCUGAGCACGGGUCUGCUGUGACUAUGACCAAGGCACAAGGUGUCCUGGAGGACAGGUCCGCACUACCCAGCUGAGCUGCGGGGCAAGGCACAAGCUGCCAGUACCGUCUGGGGCUGCACUUGUCUGGGUCUGCUUGUGGGGUGGUGACGCUGAGUCCCUGGGCUCCAGUGCAGGCAUGCAGUGCUUUAAGCCCGACAGGGACACUGCCUAAGCUGGGGCAGGCUAUGCUCUGGGUGGUGGUGUGGAGGGUGGGCUCAUACGGGUCUGUUAUCCCUGGAUUUAUGAGCCAGUCCUGAUACCUCAUUCUGGGUGAGCACAGCCUUUCUAAAUGACUGACCAUGACCCCUUCCAUUUGAUAACAGGUGAUUUUUAUUGAUACAUGGUGACAGUAAAUAAAACGAAUGCAAUC
Messenger RNA from Alligator mississippiensis (American alligator), 3244 nucleotides. RefSeq names its product B-cell differentiation antigen CD72. NCBI's taxonomy places the organism in Eukaryota, Metazoa, Chordata, Crocodylia, Alligatoridae. The record is from RefSeq and is a predicted model, not a curated record. Gene Ontology annotation, molecular function: transmembrane signaling receptor activity. The transcript is spliced from 7 exons. Gene Ontology annotation, cellular component: plasma membrane. The coding region runs from base 24 to 1073 and encodes 349 amino acids.